CAUCCCUACCCUACCAUUCUACCCUUACCCUAACCUACCCUACCCUACCCUACCCUACACCCACCCUCCAGUAUCGAAUCGGCCAAUUCCACUCCGAGUGUCAUAGUUCACAAGGACUUUUGGUCUAUCUCUCCGAUCCCCCCCAUCGACUACUUUUCCUAUAAAUCAACUUGCCACCCGCCCUGGGUCACUAUCCUUCCCCUUCCAAGAACGAUGCUGGCCUUUCCGCAAAGACGUCAGCACAAUCCACUACCACACCACCACCACCACCAAUACAACAACCACUACAACAACCAGAACCCCACCACCACACUACCUUCACCUCCUACCCCUACCACUACACUCUCUUCUACCGCCACAUCUCAACUCUCCUACGAUACUAUCUCACAACAACUACAACAACCUCUCUCAGCACAGCAGCUCUACGACCAACAACUACUUCACGACUACCUCGAGUCACAGCAGCAACAGUCGUUCGUCACUGGGAACUUCGUUGACGCAGAUUCGAACAACUCUUCCAACCCGUUCAUGACGGGCGAAUUCACCUUUUCGAGCCCUUCCAUCCGGGUACAGCAGUCGACUCCAACACCACAGCAGCUGUCUACCAGCUUCGCCCAGACUUCCAUCAUGCCCGGUGCCACCGCUGGCUUGGACAAUUGGAAUGCAUAUCAAAACAGCAGCCAGUCGUUACAGACUCCACGAUCAGUGAAGUAUCAUCCUGUACAACCUGCAGCCAAUUACCAAACCUUCUCGAACCAUCUACCAACUCCAACACACACUCCUACACAAGACUCCUUCAUCAACUCCAACUCCAACUCCAACUCCAACUUCACGAACUUUGCGCCCAACACCACGGGCAUGGACUCAGCCAUGGCAGUACAUCUAUCAAUGAAGCAGGCUCUCAUGGACCAAAACAACCCAGAUGAGGAUGUCCCUGGCUUUGGACAUUCAGCAAGACAUUCCGUAUCGAGCUAUGGCCACGACUCUCCGGCCACUCCACAUACCGCCCAAGGAGAGGACUUUGACGAUCGAUACAAGAUGCCUACCACUGACAUGAGACAACAUACUGUGCCAAAGUUCGAAAGGACUUACACGGACGCUGCCAUUGACAACUUCUACGACCCGACCACAAUGAUGUCGCAUGCGCAGUCAUUACCACAGACCAAGCAGCCAUCGUUGCUAUCGCCUUAUCGGGGCGCAAACCACAACGACAUCGUUCAGAAGACUCUCGCAGCAGCUCAGAUCGCCCGCUCCCAAUCUCCUUCAAGUUCGGCAAGCCGAGGUGUAUCACCAUUCCGUCAGAACUCGCCCUUCCGCCAGACAAGCAACAGCUUCAACUCUCCUCGCAUGAGGGUGGGUACCGCCGCUGAGGCACGUGAGCAAAAGGUCGAGGCCGAUGCUGCCUACGCGAUGAAAUCCAACGUCGCAUCGAACACAGACCCGGAGCCAAAGACCAUCUCACCAAAGGAUGCAAUGUUGGACUACCGUGAGCCAGAUGAGGAAGCCAAGGUACCAUUGUUCCCAGAGGGCGGCGCAACCGAGUACGACCAAUACAACCGCGCCAACCAAUUUGGAACCGCCACCCAGUCCGGAUUUGACACAACAACUGGACAGUCAUUUCAGCAACAAGAGAAUUGGGCAGCACCUCAAUUCCCAUCAUCAAACUUCUCGACGACAUCCGCCGCUACCUCUCAACCAUCUUUUGCUUACGUACCCACAACCAUGUCAAAUAGUCUACAGGGUCUGCCUUUCACUUCAGCACCAGCACAGUACCGCUCAACGACCAGUAUGCCUGCUGUCACCGAAUCGACGCCAGAUUUCCCGGCGCAUUUGACAUCGAUGGAGUCUAGCGCAAGCGAGGCUGGACCCGAGCCGUCAAGCCAGUCUAGCGAACAUCAACAAUUCCUCCACAAGCCAGGCCCUUCUGCAGCCGAUUCGGGCACAUACACAUGUACCUAUCACGGAUGCACGCUACGCUUCGAGACUCCUCAGAAGUUGCAGAAGCACAAGCGCGAGGGACAUCGCAGCACCAACACGGCCUCGACGAUUGGAUCGAGCAUGACAUCAGCGGCUCUUUUGGAGCGGAACUCGCAAGCGGGGCCUCACAAGUGCGAGCGCAUUAACCCCACAACGGGCAAGCCUUGCAAUACGAUAUUCUCCCGGCCGUACGAUUUGACGAGGCACGAAGACACGAUUCACAACGCACGCAAGCAGAAAGUCCGUUGCGCACUGUGUGUCGAGGAGAAGACCUUUUCGCGCAAUGAUGCCCUCACACGACACAUGGUAAGAGUCCAUCGACAGAGUCCCAGGCACAAGAAGCAGCAGCGAUGCUAACCAAGUCACUAGCGAGUUGUCCAUCCUGAGAUCGAUUUCCCAGGCAAGCACAGGCGCCGGGGUGGAAAUUCCGAUUAGAGACAUGGACAUUAUUGCUACUAUUCCUUGUCCUGUCAUGCCCUUGU
This is a messenger RNA of Aaosphaeria arxii CBS 175.79, 2459 nucleotides long. RefSeq lists its product as uncharacterized. The record is from RefSeq and is a predicted model, not a curated record. Bases 214 to 2334 code for a protein of 706 amino acids. Gene Ontology annotation, biological process: regulation of transcription by RNA polymerase II. The transcript has 4 exons. Gene Ontology annotation, cellular component: nucleus. Lineage: Eukaryota; Fungi; Ascomycota; Dothideomycetes; Pleosporales.